Molecule: messenger RNA, 897 nt
Organism: Mus caroli (Ryukyu mouse)
Lineage: Eukaryota; Metazoa; Chordata; Mammalia; Rodentia; Muridae
Product: vomeronasal type-1 receptor 4-like
Biological process (GO): G protein-coupled receptor signaling pathway
Cellular component (GO): membrane
Molecular function (GO): pheromone receptor activity
Source: RefSeq, a predicted model, not a curated record
AUGGCUUCCAGAGACCUGACCAUUGGGAUCUUUUUCCUGUCUCAGACUAUGCUGGGAAUGCUGGGGAACUCAGCCUUGCUAUGUUGUUUUAUCAUUACUGACUUCUCUGGGAUCAAGACAAGGCCUAUAGACCUAAUUGUGAAACACCUGACUUGGGCCAACAUCAUGGUUGUUAUCUGCAAAGGAAUCCCUCAGACAAUGACUACUUUUGGUCAUACAUAUUUUCUAGACGAUAUUACAUGUAAACUUGUCUUUUAUUUGCAUAGAGUUGCAAGGGGAUUUUCCCUUGAUUCAACAUGCCUGUUGAGUGUCUUUCAGGCUAUCACUAUUAGCUCCAGCAUUUCCAAAUCUGCACAGCUCAAGGCUAGAAUCCCCAAAAUCAUUGGUCCUUCUCUGGUCUUGUGUUGGUUGCUGUGUCUGCUUGUAAACAUCUUCAUAAUCAUGACAGUGACUGAUAUGAGAGAUAAAGGAAAUCUUACUGAAUUUAGACAUUUGUUGUACUGCUUAGCAGUAAAUAAUUCUAAACAAACUUACAGAGUGUAUGUUAUCAUAUUGGCCUCCAGUGAUGUCAUAUGUUUGGGACUCAUGAUGUUGGCCAGUGGCUCCAUGUUGGUGAUCUUAGUCAAGCAUAGGCAGAAGGUCCAGUAUAUUCACAGAUCCUUGGCUACUAAGACAUUUCAUGAGACCAAAGCCACACAAAUUGUUCUUAUCCUAGUGAUCAGUUUUGUAGUUCUUUAUGGAACUUCUUUCAUCUUAAUGAUGUAUUUUUCUUACCAAGAUGGAAAAGAUACAUGGCUGGUCAGUGUCAAUGUAGCCAUGAGUGCAUGCUUUCCAGCACUCUGCCCCUUUCUACUCACCAGAUACCAUACUAGGGUUUUUAAGCUCUGCAGUACUUAG